Messenger RNA from Mycena citricolor, 2455 nucleotides. Lineage: Eukaryota; Fungi; Basidiomycota; Agaricomycetes; Agaricales; Mycenaceae. The record is from the annotation of a GenBank genome assembly.
CGUCAAUGUAUCUGCGCUGGACUUUAUCGGUAUCAUACACUUGUACUGUUGUAACCCGACAUCGAAUGUACCACCGAUCAGAUAGAUAUGAGCCUGCGGCGUUUUGCGAAUGUCGCGCACGCCUCGGAUAGAUCUUGUCAGGACGUGCUUGUGCGAUGAAUUCGGGUGUCUCGUGUCAGACAUGGCUAGAUUGUAUGUCGGAUGCGCAAUGCAACGGAUCGUGUUCUUCACAGCUCCCUGCGUUCUUCCUGUCUUGCAUUUUGCGACCCAAGAACGGCGAUUGCAAUAUACACUCGGUCUGGAUAUUGGAUACCGUAUCAGUAUAUCAUGAUUUAAUCCGUCCUCGAGGCUAAGCGGACCGUCCACCGUGGCAUCACCAUUCAUGACGUUGAGUGCGAACGGCGCCCAUCUGUUAUCCAGGGCCCAUAGAUAUCCGCUUCGACUUCGGUUGAUGCAGCGGGCCUUGUGCGCCUUAACCUAUAAGUAGCUGUCGACACCCACAACGGGCUCGUCAUUGAUCGUGAUCUUCUUCCUCCUCACUUCCUCCCUCCGCUGAUCCAUGGACGCGGUAUCAUCGCCCAUCGGUGCCGCCUGUACCGCCGCCGCCUUGCUGGCCGCUGUGUACUUCGUCAAGCAACGGAUUUCCUAUUCGCGGCGCAGCAACGUGGCCCGGAUCCCGGGCCCGCCCUCGCGCUCGUGGCUGCUCGGCAACAUGAUGGACUUCUUCCUCCCUCCGGAGUACGGCACGUACGAGAUGGCGUGGCAGCGGGAGUACGGGCCCGUGUACCGGCUCAGUGGGUGUCUCGGGACGGACCGGCUCAUGCUCUCUGACCCGCUGGCGCUCCAGGCCCUGAUGCACGGGCACGACUUCGACCACGAUCGGGUGCUGGGGACCACCGUCGGAUUCAUCUUCGGCAAGGACAGCGUUAUCGCGACGCGAGGUGGGUCCAAUCCGUGCCUCUCAUCACCCGGUGUGGAGUGCGUGUCGGAUGGAGAUGCUUAUAUCGCAUCACACUCGACAGGGGCUGAUCACAAACGUCUGCGCGCGGCCUUGAGCUCGAUGUUCAACGCCGGCGCGACGCGCGGCUACGUGUCGGUCGUGCAGAAGGCGGCGCUCGAGGUUGUUGAGUUCCUGGACUCACAAGAGGUGGACGGCAGGGCGACGGAUGUGUGUCCCGCCCUGCACUCGGCUGCCUUGCGGAUUAUAAGCGAGAUCGUGGUGAGCGAUCCGGAUGCGGUGAGCACGGAAUACUCGCAUGUGAAUGCCCAGCUCGCCGAGCUGCCGUGCAACCGGACACCCGCCAGCCUCAUCACAGAAUGCAUCAUGUCGCUGCUCCCGCCCGUCUUCAUGGAAUCCAUGUUCGCCUACGCGCCUGGCUCGCCGCCUAGCGUUUUCAGACAAGCUCGCGAUCUCGGUACGCGAUUCGGCCACGAUAUCGUGCGUCGCAAACUGGAGGAAGCGGAGGCGGAUGGUGUCGAGCUGGAUGGCGAUGUCCUGGGCGAAAUGCUCAAAUCAGUUCGCACGAAAGGGAACAAGCACCAAUUGACGGACGGCCUCAUCGCUGAUCAAGCCGCUGUCCUCAUCUUCUCAGGACAAGAGACUACUGCUUCGACGUUGACCUUCUCCCUUUGGGAACUUGCCCGCAAUCCGGAGUUGCAGGCUGAACUGCGGGACGAGAUCGUGUCCAAGGCGGACAUAGACCCAGAUCCAAGCGUUCUCGAAAAUAUGCCCCUACUGAAUGCCUUCAUCAAGGAAGCUCUGCGUCUCUAUCCCGCUGAGGCUUCGACUGACCGCACGGCAACUGUCGAUACUGUCCUCCCCAUGUCCCAGCCCAUUCGCACACCGUCCGGGGAAGUGAUCAGCGAGAUUCGGAUCCGGAAGGGUCAAUUGGUGACUGCUGCCAUCGGAUCUUACCAGCGAUUGGAAUCGUGCUGGGGUCCUGAUGCUCAACAGUUCCGACCGUCGCGGUGGUUGAAUGGCGAAAAUUAUCAGGCGCAGACUUUGGGUGCCUAUGCUAAUCUGUUCACUUUCUGGGGAGGGGCGCGUAUGUGUCUCGGCUGGCGACUUGCCGUCCUCGAGAUGCAAGUCAUGAUCUUCGAGCUGCUACGUCGAUUCACAUUCUCCGUCUCACCUGAGGCGGAGGUGAAGGUGCUCAUGGGCCAGAUUCUCGUCCCGGUCUAUAAGAACAAGCAUGGGAAACGAAUGAAGGGGAUUCCUCUUCUAGUAAAACGACUCGAAUGAGCUCUGACGAAAGCUAUGAGACACGACUACGGACGUUGCUUUGAUUGUUUAUCUGGUUCUACGACAUUCUUAUUGUUGUAUAUUCUCUGUACGUGUUGUUGUUGUGAUCGGUAAACCAGUAGCUGUGGACUGAGCGGAAAGUUGCUCGACCUCUGCUCAGCUCUGCACGCUAGGACAGCAUAAACAGAAUAGAUGGAUUGAAAACCGAAUCGA